Messenger RNA from Hemibagrus wyckioides, 2236 nucleotides. RefSeq names its product galactokinase 1 (gene galk1). The transcript has 8 exons. The record is from RefSeq and is a predicted model, not a curated record. Gene Ontology annotation, biological process: carbohydrate phosphorylation; galactose metabolic process. Bases 202 to 1389 code for a protein of 395 amino acids. Gene Ontology annotation, molecular function: ATP binding; galactokinase activity. Gene Ontology annotation, cellular component: cytosol; cytoplasm. Lineage: Eukaryota; Metazoa; Chordata; Actinopteri; Siluriformes; Bagridae.
CACUGAAAUAGAGGAAGUAAUGACUUCUGGUCUGCACUAUUCUGUGCGCGUGAUCGUAUCCUCAUUCAAAAGUGACUGGAAGACAUUUGACGUGACUGGAUGUAGAUGUAGAUUUAUGUGGUUAAACACAUGCUAAUUGUAACCCUGGGCAUUCUGUAGAUUGUUAACAAGUUCGUUUUGGACUUGAGUUUGGACCACAUCAUGACCGGAAGGAGUCCAGUGGAGGAUGUGGAGGCUUUAGUGGCGGAGGCGCGUCGUGUUUAUCGCGACAACUUCGGUGAAGAUCCGUGUGUUGCGGUCUGCGCUCCGGGUCGGGUCAACUUAAUCGGAGAGCACACCGAUUAUAAUGAAGGAUUUGUUCUACCAACGGCUUUGCACCUAGUAACAGUAAUGGUGGGCAGCAGCACCUCUGGCCAGAGCUGUUCUGUUGUGACCAUUGCAGAAUCUGCAGAUGAGCCAAGAAGAGUGCACUUUAAUCUACCAACAGACAGUGCGCCUCUGACAGGAGGACAGCCCUUCUGGGCCAAUUACGUUAAAGGCGUGGUGCAACAUUACAGAGCCCAGCCCCUGCCUGCAUUUAAAGCUGUGAUAGCCAGCAGUGUGCCACUCGGGGGUGGAUUGUCCAGCUCAGCUUCACUUGAAGUUGCAGUGUACACAUUCCUCCAGCAGCUUUGUCCAGAUGAUGGGGAUAAGAUAGCGAAGGCACUAGCUUGCCAGAAGGCAGAGCAUACUCAUGCUGGAGUACCCUGUGGUAUUAUGGACCAGUUUAUUUCAGUGCUAGGCAAAGAAGGCCAUGCGUUGCUUAUUGACUGCAGAUCAUUGGAGGCCACUGCUGUUCCCCUGGCUGAUCCUGGUCUGGUCAUCCUUAUCACAAAUUCCAAUGUGAAGCAUGCACUCACAGGAAGUGAGUAUCCCAGCAGACGAAAACAGUGUGAGGAGGCAGCAGCCAUUAUGGGCAAGAGCAGUCUAAGAGAUGCCACACUGCAAGAUCUGGAAGAUGCCAAAGACCGAUUGGACAGUGUAACGUAUAGACGAGUACGCCAUGUGAUCGAAGAGACUGAACGUACUGCAAAGGCAGCUGAGGCUCUUAAAAGAGGAGCUUAUCAAGAGUUUGGAAAACUAAUGGUGGAGAGCCACAAUUCCCUCAGAGAUCUUUAUGAGGUUAGCUGUCCAGAGCUGGAUGUGCUGGUAACUGCAGCAAUGGAGGUUGAUGGAGUCUUUGGGAGUCGCAUGACAGGAGGAGGGUUUGGUGGAUGUACAGUUUCUCUGCUUCAGUCUGAUGCCACUGAGAGAACUAUGAAGCACAUAAAGGAGAGAUAUAGCGGAUCUCCAACCUUUUACAUAACUACCCCAUCAGAUGGAGCUCGGGUCCUCAGUGUAUUUAAUUAGAAUCAAUAAUCAAAAGUCAAAUGAACUCAUCAUUAACUUACAGUAAUUUGAUUUUAAUCACUGACCAGUAAUCUAGUUAAAUUCUGAUUAAUGGAAAUUUUUUACAAUAAAAAUGAGAACAUAGAGUGCAUUUUAAAAUGUUUUUAAAUAAAGGACACUUGUUUUAAUCUUGUAUUGAAUGUGUACUCAAUGACCUAUUCAAAGAUCAUAAUUAGAGUUGCAUAUUGACCAGACAGGGUGCUCAUUUAUAUUACAUGUGCUUGCAAAUAUUCCCUGAUACCAAAAUUCAAUAUUGUGUGAUGUAAGUUAAAUGCCAAAUGCCAGAAAUCUAAAAUUCAAUACUGUGUGAUUCUGUCACACGAGUGGACAGACAACACAAAAUGACAGUGCAAAAUGUUGUACAAUAUAUAUAGGCAAAUGUUUGUGGACACCUGACCAUUGUCUGUCUUUGUGCCUUCACCAAACUGUUGCAAGCACAUAGUUCAGUUGGAAGACACAUACUUCAAUAAUUUAUCACGUAUGAGUGUGAUUGUCAGGUGUCCUCAGUUCUUUCAGCAUGUAGUUUAUUUCACAAUUCAGUUAAAGCAAUGCAGACUGCAAAAUGCUCUGUACACAUUUGUAUCUAUGUGUAAUUUAUCCAAUCUGAUCCAUUAUUGGGAUGAUUUUAGAGGGUUGGAAACCUACAGGAAAUUUACAAUCAGGACAAUCUGGGACCCUGUAGUUGUGUGGCAGUUAUGCAUGUAUUAUUUUCCUAUAACAGAAUGGUCAGUCCCUUGUUAAUACUUACAUAUUCAUUCAGAAGGUGGUGUGUCAUUAAAAAGAGAAAUGAUGCAUUAUGGGGACAUUA